Molecule: messenger RNA, 1737 nt
Organism: Frankliniella occidentalis (western flower thrips)
Lineage: Eukaryota; Metazoa; Arthropoda; Insecta; Thysanoptera; Thripidae
Exons: 8
Coding region: 114-1319 (401 amino acids)
Source: RefSeq, a predicted model, not a curated record
GCAAUCAGCUGUUUCGAGAAAAGGUUCAGAGACUUCUCUACAAGAUAGGAACAAGAUUGAAAUGGAUCAGCAGCUAUACAAUUACUGUACCAAAACAAAUUCAUGGGAAAAAGAUGAUCAUCUGUUGUAUAUUCCUAGUGCUAGGAAUUUUCAUGACAACGGCCUCAAAUGAUCUCAGUUGCCCCGCCACCGAAGCAUGUAAUGGAUCUUUUAUUGCGAUUGAAGAAUCCAGGCAUCUGGAUGGGUCGUGUAACUUGCUAUACAGGAUAAAAAAUAGAAGUAAUUCAAGUGGUUGGGAAAAGUUUGAUUAUUACAUUUUUGAGGAGGAGUCUCCAUGUUCCAAUAUUACUACUUUUGAAGGUUUUGAGUUGAGUUAUCAAAAUGAAAUUGAUGUAAAGAAGUGGUAUUAUAUAAGUUCCUUAGUGAGUAAAUUUGUAAAGAUUGUUGUUAUUAGAAGUACGUCUAAAAUUAUUUUGGACAAGCUUGUUGAGGCUAAAAACGUGUCUACAAUUAUUUUAGAUUCUUGUUGUUUAUAUUUGCCUGGUUCUACGCAAAAUGCCACAGAACCUAAUAACAUAGAAAGCAUCAUUCCCAGUAAUAGCACUGAGAUUCAAGAUGUUGAACAUCCAUAUACAAAAUGUUUUCUAGUAAUAACUGUUGUAGCUGUGAUAAGUUGUAUAGUUAUAAUUGGUACAAUGUGUAUUCUUUUUUAUCACCGAAAGAAGAAUCCAAAACUAGGCAAGCAGCCACAACCUGGUGAUGUACCACUAGACUUGACAGUUACUCCGAAUCAAGUUUGUGAGAUACCGCAGUUUCUAUUUAUUUAUGUCAGUGACAAUCAAUCAUUCAAGGAAGUAGUAAUUUUUCUUCAAAGGAUGAUAGAGAGUACUAAAACAGGUCAAGUGACUGAUCCGUACAAGGAAAUAGAUAAUAUUUGCCGUGAUGAUCCAUUGGCAUGGCUUGCAUCUCGCAUCAGUAGAAACAAUACCAAGGUGGUUUUAUUUUUGAAUGCCAAGAUUAUGAGUUAUUAUAUAACAAAGACAAGUUCUGUGCCUGACGAUCCACUGUCACUUUUGCUGAAUGUAUUCUUCUCUCAAUGGCGCAGUUAUCUUCGCAGUGAACAACUGAUACAUGUUUGCAUGGACAAAAUUUGCAUACCUAAAAACUACAAAAUAUCAAGGCUAUAUGCAUUACCCUCACAUUUUGAUAAACUUAUGCAGGACUUGGAGGUGUGUAUCGAGAAAGACACAAUAACAAAGGAAAGAGAGAAGCUUCAGAGAUAUUAUGAAAAGUAUGAAGAGCCCAUAAGUCUCUGUUAGUUCUGUUAUGUGGAAGAUAAUUCUUAGAAUUAAGACUAUUUUUGAAUGAGGUUGCAGUUCUGAAUGAAACGUGAAUCUCCUGCUGUUAAGCAAGACAAAUAACUUUAAAAUAUUUUUACUACUCUUUUUACUGUUUUUAUAGUAGGAUUAUUAUAACACGUUUUGUGUGCCAGUCUGAAUUUUUGAAAUAUCCUCAUUUUCCUUGAGAGUCUUUAGAGCCAUAAUUUUGUUGGAGGACAGGAAAAAAACACCCCUUGGUAAAGGAAAAUUCUGAAACAGGAACAUUCUGGCGGUGUCAUAUAUUGUGAUAAGUCAGGGUCUGUGAGUAUGUUGUCAACGCUUUCUGAUAAGGGAAGAGGAAAUCAUGUCAUCCUAUGUAAGACUUCUUAGUACCAUCCUAAUAAACAGGAAACACUCA